Messenger RNA from Venustampulla echinocandica, 3822 nucleotides. Its product is annotated as Histone-lysine N-methyltransferase. Gene Ontology annotation, cellular component: Set1C/COMPASS complex. Gene Ontology annotation, molecular function: histone H3K4 methyltransferase activity; protein binding; nucleic acid binding. The coding region runs from base 1 to 3822 and encodes 1273 amino acids. NCBI's taxonomy places the organism in Eukaryota, Fungi, Ascomycota, Leotiomycetes, Helotiales, Pleuroascaceae. The transcript has 3 exons. The record is from RefSeq and is a predicted model, not a curated record.
AUGUCCCGCGCGUCUGGUGCCAGUUUUGCUCAGUUCUUCCCCUCUGCUCCGAGGGCCGCAAAGGACAAGGCAAAGGAACGAGAGAAGUUCAAAUCACAGCAGUUGGGAUCACCGAGCAUAAAGCCUGUUGGCGACAGCCGAGCUGUAACGUCAACAUCCAGUACUCGUCUCGACGAUGGUCUACGUUCCCAGGCGGCAGAAAGCAAUAUCCCUACCGCAGAGCCAGUUCCUUCCCAGACAGAUGAUAACGAAUCUCUUCAGGGCGAUCUCCUGAAUGGCGUUGGAUCAGCAAGUUCACACGCGAGCACAGGAUCUUCUGUUUUCAGCGCGCCGGCUCAGCCACCCAACAUGUCGACGUUCGAUGGUUCCCGCAAUAUGAACAGCCUAACGCCCUUGACGAAUAUUGAUUCAUCACCACAUCGUGGCACAAGUCCUUAUCAACAUAAGUCGGGUGGCCCAUCAAGCAGGGCCACUACAGACAAAACAAUCACUCCGCAUGACAUCCCACAAGCGCAAUCUACCAAUCCAGAUGAACCGCCCCCACCCCAGCGAAUAUUCGCCCGCGAUCCUAAUAAAGGCGUAAAGGGAACAAUAUGUACAUACGAUCCUCUCCUCGAUCACAAAAUUACAUACAAUGAGAAGAAAAAGGCGAAACCGAUUUAUAAGGAGUUUGGUUUGGAAGAUGACGCUCCCCCGGCGGAUCCGCGGUUGGCCAAAGGUGGCAGGUUGGGUUAUAUCAAUACGAAUUUCCAUAAAGCCAAAUCGCAGUUGUUGCAUGCGCCAGAGAUGUUGCGGACGUACAAAUAUGAUCCGAAAACUUCUCUAGGCCCUGGCCCGCCCACCCAAGUUGUUGUAAUGGGAUUUGAUCCGCUUUACAAUUUCUCGAAUGUUACGUCCUUUUUCUCUGCCUUCGGUGAAAUUGCUGAAAGCAGUAACAAACUUCAUCCAGAGACUGGCAGUUGUUUAGGCUUUGGUACGUUCCGUUAUAGAGAUAAGGUGGUGAAGGGCGGUGUUGUUGUCUCUGCAACUCAAGCUGCGAGAAUUGCUGUGAUCAAAGGGCACGGGUUUCGCAUGGGUUCCAAAAACAUCAAGGUGGGAUUCGAUCCGGAAGGAAACAAGAGCCGGCGUAUGCUCGAGGAGGCUCUCAGAAGAUCGAAGCCUGAGCCGCUACCCACACCCAUCGCAAAGCCUGCUAUUCCAAAACCUCCUGAGAUUGCGAAAUCAUCUGGGCCGCCCCCGACUGCACCGAAAGGACCGGCUGCCUAUACAGCACGACCACCUAUACGGACACCUUUUAUACCUGCCGCAAUUCCAACGAAGCCAAGAGCUCAGCAACUCCUCGACAAUGACCAACCGCUCUCUCUGAAGUUGGAUCGCGAGCCCUAUUUAUUUGUCUCGAAGGAGUCAGUACCAAUAUUGGCAGCGACCGUACCGCAUCUGCGGAAGCGUCUUCGGUUUUUCGGCGACUUUGACGUCCAGUUUGACCGAUAUGGCUACUACAUUGUUUUUCCUAACUCAUCCUACGGACGAGAAAACGCGGAACGCUGUUACAAGGCCGUAAAUGGCACGCCUUUCUUCACGUACGAAAUGAUGAUGAAGAUGUAUCCAUAUGGCACCAAUGGCUCCCGCUCAUCUGCUCUUCGGACUUCUGAUGCUUUCCGGAAACGAAGCCAAAGCCCGACUCGCCGGGAUGCGGACCUAAGGGAUAAAUUGGACGAAGAAGCUCGACGGAAAGAGGAAGAGGCUGAUCUAGAAGAAGAGAAAAAAGAGAGGGCUAAGAAUUUUGAUCCUGCUAGGGAGGCAAUCGAGGUCAUCCGAAGGGAAUUGAAGGAACAACUCGUCAAGAAUAUCAGAACCAAAAUUGCCACCCCCAUUUUACAUUCCUUCAUGGAUCCGUCAAAUCAUGUCACAAAAAGGCGGAAGUUCAACAUCCCAGAUCCAAAAGACCUGAAACUACCGCUUAUAUAUGACGAUGACACUAGAGGAGUCAGCCCAAUCGGGACGCCUAACUCUCGUAUUGAUGCUCUAGAACGUCGACCCAUGGGUUCUAAGGUCAAUCUAAACGCGUUGGGACGCAUUCGAAUGGCCAAAGGUGGACAGAAACUCAAUGUUGGAUUCAAGGAUCCUUUCGGGAGAGCAAGACCAGGAGCUCGAAAGUCUGUAGUCCGGCCCUUGGCCCACCGUUGGAUCGAGGACGAAUCAGAUUCAGACGAUGACACCGAGUCCCGUUCGCGGGCUUUGUACACGGAGGAACCAGACUCAAGGCCUCGAAGUAGAAUGAGCCUUGAUGACGAGUCAUCCGAUGAUGAAGAUGCCGAUAUCUUAGCUGGUAGAAAUUACGUCAAAGAAGAGUCUGGCUCUGUAGAUACCCGAGAUGAGGACUCCGCGAGCGAGGUUGCUUUUGUUGUAGGAGACCCAAGGAUUCCUUCGAAGAAAAGAAAGCUUGACCUACAGGUGGAAGCAGCACUAAAGCGACAGAAAAAAUCUGAUGAGGAGCUCUUUGGCGUCGAUGCAGAUAAGAUUGAGCGAGAAUUUCCGCUCUCUGCGUCAACGGUUGAUGAAGACACCCCUAUGCCAGAUAUCGAUGGGGUCAUCAACGAUGAGGCAGCACUUGAGGAAAGCCGGAAAAAGGUGGCCAAAACGAAGAAGAAAAAGUCGAAGAAACAAAUCUUUGAGGAGCGCGAGGCCCUUAAACGACAACAGGAAGGCAUCUACAUGGAUGAACUUCUUCAACCGCCAACCGAAGUUGCUGAGAUUCAUGUCGAUGACGAGGACGAUAUCAUGGAAACAGCCCCGAUAGAAAGUUCUGUUGAGUGGGGUAGGUCUAGGGAGAUUCCUCGUCCAACUGUUGAUGAUAAUUUUGAAAACAUCGUGGAUCUGGAUGGUCUUCAGAAUUUGUUCAAAGAUGAUGAAGACACCCUAGCUGCCUUGGAUCUCUUCAAGCGAUUCGAACCUGGUAAGUUGGUCGGCCUGGAGACAUGGACUUGGCAGCAGAAGAACAUGAAGACUCUAAAUCGGCCCGGCUGCAAGGGACCUGUAAUGGCUGAGACUACCGUUGACGGAUACUACGUUCCGAAUGUAUCCGGUUGUGCACGUACAGAAGGGUUCAAGAAGAUCCUUAAUUCCGAGAAGUCGAAGUAUCUGCCUCAUCGCAUCAAGGUCCAAAAGGCGCGUGAAGAGCGUGAAGCUCAGGCGACAAGAGCUGGGAAAGAUCUCGCGGCGGAGGCGGCGGAAGCAGCAAAAACUGCCGCUGAAAAGCUAUUGGCUAAGGGGAAUUCUCGAGCAAACCGUGUCAACAAUCGUCGCUUUGUGGCUGGUCUGGAAGAUCAGAAGAAAACUCUUGGCGGCGACUCCGAUGUGUUGCGAUUCAACCAGCUUAAGAAGAGAAAGAAGCCGGUGAAAUUUGCCCGAUCAGCCAUUCACAACUGGGGUUUAUACGCUAUGGAGAACAUCGCAAUGAACGACAUGAUUAUCGAAUAUGUUGGCGAAAAGGUUAGACAGCAAGUCGCGGAUCUUAGAGAGAUUCGUUAUCUCAAGAGUGGUAUUGGCAGCAGUUACCUCUUCCGAAUCGAUGAGAACACAGUUGUUGAUGCCACGAAGAAGGGUGGAAUUGCACGGUUUAUCAACCAUAGCUGCAUGCCCAACUGCACGGCAAAGAUUAUCACAGUCGAAAAGAGUAAACGAAUCGUCAUCUAUGCGCUACGUGAUAUUGCUAUGAAUGAAGAACUCACGUACGACUACAAGUUCGAACGUGAAAUCGGGAGCACGGACCGCAUCCCCUGCCUCUGUGGUACAGUGGCAUGUAAAGGAUUCCUUAAUUAA